Messenger RNA from Larimichthys crocea (large yellow croaker), 1962 nucleotides. It is a transcript of the gene tm4sf1, whose product is annotated as transmembrane 4 L six family member 18. The transcript is spliced from 4 exons. Gene Ontology annotation, cellular component: membrane. Lineage: Eukaryota; Metazoa; Chordata; Actinopteri; Sciaenidae. The record is from RefSeq and is a predicted model, not a curated record. The coding region runs from base 190 to 780 and encodes 196 amino acids.
ACACUAACACACACAUACACUAACACACACACUUGAACAGCAGGCUCUCGUCACUUGUUUUUGUUUCCUGGCUCCCCAGCUGCUCUGACCCUUCCCUCCCCUCUUUCUCUUUUUAUCCGCUCUCCCUCUUGGUCCAUUCCAGUUCUCUUCUCUCCUCCCUGCGGUUGUGAGUGUGUUUUUGGGUGAGCGAUGUGUUGUUCGGUGGGUUUUGCCAGGUCUCUGGGCCUGGCCCUGCUGCCUCUGGCCCUCUGCUGUAUCGUGGCCAACCUACUACUGCUGUUUCCUAUGGGAGAAAUCGAUUACGUCCAGCAGGAUCGUCUUGCCAGCUACAUCUGGUACUUUGGUGGACUAGGAGGAGGGGGACUGCUGAUGCUGAUUCCAAGUGUGGUCUUCAUCACUUUGGGAAAAUGUGACUGCUGCUGGAAUGAGAGCUUGAUGAUGUGCGGGUCAGUGUUGGCAGCUGUCGUCGGCCUGCUGGGGUCUGCCUACUGCUUCGUCAUAUCAGGGUUUAUCUUGGUGCAGGGUCCCCAGUGCUUCACCUCUAAGGGAUGGUCGUAUCCCUUUGCAAACCAGGGGGGCAGGUAUCUCUUACAGCCAGAUACUUGGUCAGGCUGUCUUCAGCCAGUUCAUAUUGUGGAGUGGAACGUGACUCUGCUGUGUCUGUUACUGGGCUUGGCUGUGCUGGAGUUCAUCAUCUGUCUCUUGCAGCUGGGAAACGGUUUAGUCAAUGCUGUCUGUCGGCCCUGUUGCUAUAAGCAGGAGUAUAGUCUUAAUGCUUAGAUAAACACAGAUGUAUGUAGACUCACCUGCAGAGACACAAGAGCAUGAGCAAAGUCACACAUUCAACACAGGACAUUAACUGCCACAUACAUAUGGGGAAGUUUGCACACACCAUUGUUUGUGUGUGUGUGCAUGAAUACAAUGCAACCUUUCUACUUAACACAUGCAGCCUCAUGGACAGCCACGUCAAUGUAACCAAUAUAUUCUAAAGCUUUUAGUUUUCCCUGUUAAAGUGGCAAAACUUACGACUCAGUCAUCGAUGAUGAUUAGUUUUUCUGGUGCAGCAAGUCUCAACAUUUCACAGCCAACAGAUUCGAUUAGUCCAUAAUACUGUGGGUGGUGUGUGUGUGUGUGUGUGUGUGUGUGUGUGUGUGUGUGUGUUCUAAAUACUUUCUACCUGGUGAAAGGAGGCUAAGUGAACCAACUUGUACACAUGAUAAAGACAAAGUAGAGCAAUAAUAAUAAUACAAUAAUAAUAAUGAUGAUGAUGUAUAUGGGAUAGUAGAUUUCACUGAAGUAAUUGCACAGCUGUCACACAACAUUGUGAACGAAAUGAAGUGUUCAUGUGCCUGUUUGCUUUUUUUAAGAGGAUAAAGACACGUGUUUUUAUACUUGAGAGACAACUGUUCACUUACUUUAUGAAAUCUGCAUUCUUAAUAUCAAGGUGGCUCAUUUUCUAUUCAACAUUAUUACCUUAUAUACCUUCAUAAAGCCAACAACUACACUGCAUUUGCAUUGCAUAAACAGAGGAUAUUUACAGAAAUUAAAUCAAUGUAUACUUACUGUAAGAUGAUAGCCAUGUAUUGUUUGAUAAUGUUGGAAAUUGCAUAAGCUCACUGUUGAUGGUGUCCUUGCAAGAAGUGAUUACUUUAUGUUAGUUGUUCGUCAGCAUCUUGGCUGACGGGAUUCUCUUGAUACAGCAGGAAGUGUCUAUUCUGUCCUUUUCUUGUGGUUCCAACAUUUAUACACUGUGUUGUAUCACAUAACGGUUACAAACAGAUUUGUGUGUGUUUGUACAUUUGUUUUUUCAUUUUCAGCGCAUUCUGUUGUAAAUUGUUUUCUUUGCGUCUAUCAGAUGCCAGAUCAGUGUUAACAGACAUUUUAUAUAUAUUUUAGUGACAUAUUUUUAUAAUGUAUGUUUGUUUGUGCUGCCUUGAAUAAAAGAAAUGUUUCCACAAAGAA